GUGCUUCCUGAGUGGCGGAGGAAGAAGAGACGCGAAGAGACAGACGGAGGAAAAGAGGAGGAGAAGAAGAAGAAGAAGAAGAAGAAGAAGAAGAAGAAGAAGAAGAAGAACAAGAUGAAGGCUCGUCCCGACCUGCUCUUCAUCUCUCUCCUCUCUCUCCUCUCCCUGUUUCCCGCGGGCCUCGCUGAGAGGCAUUCCCUCACGUACAUCUACACGGCCUUCUCCAAACCUACCUUGCUUCCUGGGAUCCACGAGUUCACAGCCAUGGGUCUGGUGGACGACACGAUGAUCGACUACUUUGACUCUGACCUCAAACGGAAAGUUCCCAAACAGCCGUGGAUGGCGGAGCGAAUGGAGAAGAACUACUGGGAAAAAGGCACACAGUCCCGCCUGAGCAAGCAGACGUGGUUCCGUGUCAACAUCGGCAUCCUGAUGGAGCGACUGCGACAGAAUGACAAUGAUACCCACAUCCUUCAGUGGAUGCACGGCUGUGAGAGCAUCAUGGAAAACGGCAUUGUGAAGUUCUAUGAAGGCAAAGACACGUACAGCUACGAUGGAGAGGACUUCCUGCAUUUUGACGAUAAGGACGGAGUCUGGAUCAGCGCCAAUCCCGCGGCGCAAGACACCAAGAGGAAGUGGGACGAGGUCCAGACACUGAAAGACUACACCAAAGGCUACCUGGAGAACGAGUGUCUGCGUUGGUUGAAUCAGUUCGUGGGAUAUGGACGAAAGCAACAUCAAGCAGCUCCUCCACCUGACAUGUUCAUGUUUGCAAAGAAGUCCAAGACCGACAGCAACGUGAUCCUGACGUGCCUGGCCAGCGGGUUCCUCCAGAAAGACGCCGAGCUGAAGAUCAGAAGGAACGGCCGUCUUCUCGAUAAUGUGGAUGGAGUGAAGAGCUCCAAUGUUCGACCAAACAAUGACGACACCUACCAGACGAGACACAGUGUGGAGAUCUUAAAGACGGACGAGUCUGAAUACACCUGUGAGGUCAUUCAUGAGGGAUCCGGUUUAAGUGUCACGGUUACUUGGGAUCACAAACUUCCUGCCGAUGGUUCUGGACUCAUCAUGUAUGUUGUGGCUGCUCUUUCACUGGUCGUCAUCAUGAUCAUUGUGGUUGGAACCGUAUUGUUCUUACGUAAAAAAGGCAAAUGUGGCGGUACCAACAAAGAUCUCCUGGACAUCGAAUCCAACAAUUCCUCCCAAAACAAAGAUCUCCUGGACAACGGAUCCAAAGGGUCAGGAUCUACCAGCUCAAGUGUCGCUGGUGUCUCAAGUGUCUCAAGUGUCUCAACUGUCUCAACUGACUCUGGUGAAUCCAAGAAUCCCUCCGAAAACGAAGCUCUGAUGGAGAAGUGAGAUCGUCUGGAUCGUCAAUAAACUUAGACUUAAUCAUAAGAAGAAGAAGAAUAAUCAUAACUUUUAUCCAUAUAGAACCAUAUGUAUUUUUACCAUGUGAAGUAAAGAAAACCUCCUUGUAGGACACAUUGUGGAACAUAACAGAAAAUAUAUCAAACAGCUCUGAGCUCCUACAUUGAUAAACGCCGUACCUGGGGUGACCGGGCGCCCCCCCUCUCUGUGGAACACAUUACCACCCCACAUCAAAAAGGCCCCAAGACUGGCCCCCACACUGCUGUCAUUCAAAAAGGCCCCCACACUGCUGUCAUUCAAAAAGGCCCCCUACUCCUGUCAUUCAAAAAGGCCCCCACACUGCUGUCAUUCAAAAAGGCCCCCACACUCCUGUCAUUCAAAAAGGCCCCCACACUGCUGUCAUUCAAAAAGGCCCCCACACAGCUGUCAUUCAAAAGGCCCCCACACUGCUGUCAUUCAAAAAGGCCCCCACACUGCUGUCAUUCAAAAAGGCCCCCACACUGCUGUCAUUCAAAAAGGCCCUCAAAACCAACCUCUUCAAACUUGCCACCCCCAGUAUACCUAAUUUCGUAUCUUUUUCAUGGUUUUUAACAUAUGUAUAUUGAUUGUUUCAUUAUUGUAUCCCUCACUAUGAAAAGCGUCUUUGAGGACUUUUAAAAGCGCUCUAUAAAUGCUAUAUAUUUUUUUAUUUUAUUAUUAUUAUUAUUAUAAACUAGUCGAUGUACAGGUAUUAUAUUGUUAUAGAUAAGAUAAAAUGAAUUAAAUUUAAAAACAAAGUGUGGCUAACAGGAUACAAAUCUGUAGAAUAAGAAUAAAUAUGAAUUCAUUAAUUAUAAAAACUAAAAUAGUAAAACGUAAUAAUAGUAUUAUCUAAUACUAGAAGGGAGACUUUGUUGUCGGCCAUGUUUGAAGGUGAGUCUUCAGUUGAGAUGAAAUCAUAAGAAAUAAAUGGGCAGUAGAUGCAGUGAUGCUAAAACUGCGAUGAUAUGACGAGAUCUGUACGUAGUUCAUCUGUCGCUGAAUUCUGGAGGAGUUGCAGUUGAGAGACUGAGUGGAAGUUUAAUCAGGUGAAAAGAGAGACGUGAUGAUUUAAAAGUAUGUAUAUGUAAAAUUAAUAACUUGUUCUUUGAGGUAGAAAUUAAGUUUGUGUCUGAACUUGGAAGUUACUUCUUAAAUCAACACUAUGUAACUGUUACUGAGCAACAGCGCCCCCUGCAGCCACGCAAGGUGAUUCAGUGGUUCAAUGGUGUUGAUUUGAUGUCAGCAGUGAAGAGAAGAGGACCGAGGAUUGAGCCUUGUGGAACUCCUUUUCUAAUCAUCAUGACACUGGAUCUUUGAAUCACUAGAAGCUACUGCUUGGUUAUAUCAGGUCUGUGGGUUAGUGACCAUUCUCUCUGUUCACAGUCAGUGAAGAAGUGAACAGUCAAGCUGCUGUUUCAAGGUAGAGACGUUGCAUAGUGUUGAUUGAAUUGAAUUUAAUAGUGUAAGACCUUGUCUGGUAAAAGACGUCCGAUUUUUUUUUUUAAACCUACAUUUUUACUGGAAUUAUUGAGAAACUAAGAAUCGAAUAGAUGUGGAAACAGAUCAUUGGAUAAAAGAAAAAAUGUGAACGGGAACAUUUGCACCGUUACUCUAUUUAAUCUGCUCAUUAAAUUAAAUAUGUUGGAUUCCUUAUAUAACUUGUGCGAAACAAGGUUUAAAUUGUAAUUAAAAAGAAUGAAAUGUACUUUGAUUUUGUUCAAACUGAGUGAUGAGAUCAUUCAGAACAAAUCAUGUCAUAUAUUUUUAUAACUCAGGUAUAAUCAGGAGUCUUUUACAUACACAGACACGUCCCUGCUGCAAAUACAGUCUUUGUUUCUGUUGAGUAUUUAAAGGAUCUUUGCUUUUUUAAUGCUGAGCUCACACUGGAUUUAAUGACUUCAUUCAUUGUAGAAUAUUAUUUUUCUUGCUGGUGCUUAGUUUGCCUGUUAUUUGAUUUACAAUCAGUUAUUCUUUAUUAAGUACUUUAAACUCACUUUAUGUUUAGGAAUUCAUUUUACUGUUUUCAAACUGUUUUAUAAAUAUCAUUGUAAUAAACCUCUUGAAUCUG
Messenger RNA from Hippoglossus stenolepis (Pacific halibut), 3460 nucleotides. Its product is annotated as BOLA class I histocompatibility antigen, alpha chain BL3-7. Bases 115 to 1359 code for a protein of 414 amino acids. Gene Ontology annotation, cellular component: external side of plasma membrane. The transcript has 8 exons. Gene Ontology annotation, biological process: immune response. The record is from RefSeq and is a predicted model, not a curated record. NCBI's taxonomy places the organism in Eukaryota, Metazoa, Chordata, Actinopteri, Pleuronectiformes, Pleuronectidae.